AUGUGGCGCGUUUUAGCUGCUGUGGCGAGAAAUCUCCAGAGCACGAAAAAGAGUUCGAAAGUGGCCGAUGAGAGCAUGUUGGAGGGCGCGAACGGAGUUGAGAUUCAUGUUUUUGGACAUGAAAAUGGAAGAAGAGGGCAUGGUGGAUUCUCAAUUAUACAUAGCAUACUUCAAGCACCAAUUUCAAUACUAUCAUGUGUUUCUCAUCCUAGGGUUAAUGGUUCUGAUGGGAUUUGGGUUACUACUGGUGAAUUCUCUCAGAUUUCUGAGAUGAAUCAUCUCAUGGUAAGUGAUAGCAUGAGAUAUGCAAUUUUGAUGUAG
Arachis stenosperma is the source of this 321-nucleotide messenger RNA. RefSeq lists its product as uncharacterized. The transcript has a single exon. The record is from RefSeq and is a predicted model, not a curated record. Bases 1 to 321 code for a protein of 106 amino acids. NCBI's taxonomy places the organism in Eukaryota, Viridiplantae, Streptophyta, Magnoliopsida, Fabales, Fabaceae.